This is a messenger RNA of Aspergillus puulaauensis, 1587 nucleotides long. RefSeq names its product Zn(II)2Cys6 transcription factor. The transcript has 3 exons. Bases 1 to 1587 code for a protein of 528 amino acids. The record is from RefSeq and is a predicted model, not a curated record. Gene Ontology annotation, biological process: positive regulation of transcription by RNA polymerase II. Gene Ontology annotation, molecular function: transcription cis-regulatory region binding; DNA-binding transcription factor activity, RNA polymerase II-specific; zinc ion binding. NCBI's taxonomy places the organism in Eukaryota, Fungi, Ascomycota, Eurotiomycetes, Eurotiales, Aspergillaceae. Gene Ontology annotation, cellular component: nucleus.
AUGAACCAUGUCCCUCGCCCAGUCCAUCCCCGGCGCCUUCAGCACCGUCGCUCGCGGAAUGGCUGCUUGACUUGCAAACGCCGCAAGGUGCGAUGCAACGAGGAGAAACCGCUGUGCUAUCAUUGCCGUCGUCUGCAUCUCGACUGUCUCUGGAAAGACCUCGAUGUCGACUCUCAGCAACUGUCCCAGUCUGACGCCGGAGAAAAGACACUCGAACAGCCCUCGCCUACAGAAUUCUUCGACUUUACGCAGUCUAUAGACACUAUUCCAGAUAUCUUCCUUCCAGUCUUCAGUGACUUUGCACCCGACCUCAACCUGCAGGACGAAGUGCUGCUAGGCAACCCAUCUCCCUCGCCGUCCGUCGACAUCCACAAUGGAGAGGCUCUGCAAGUCGACAUCCCGCCUAUACUGGAUCCCAUCGAGAAUGGCCCAAAGGGAACAUCGGUGCAAGCCUUGCUGAACAGCCUCGCGCGAUCAUCGUCGAUGGUCCGCCAUUCCAUGGCAGCAUUCGCAGUGGUUCGGGCAUCGCCCAGCGAUACAACGGGGGAUUUCCAAGCGUACUAUGAAAAGGCAGCAAGCCGACUCUCUCAACGAUGCCAGGAGCCAAGUGGAACCAGGAUAGAUGGUGGUGACGAACUCCGAUACUCGCUGGCCACGAUCUUCUUCCUCACAUACGCCGAUCUCCUGACCGGCCGUCUAGAUCUGGCCUACUCGAAUCUGGCCUGGGCACACCGUGCGAUACAGGUGACCGGCACGAGCACCUUGGGCUCCAUAGAGCAGAGAAUCCUGUCCUGGAUCCGUUUACUCGAUGCACGCGCAGCUGCCGCGGGAGGGGAAGGCCUUCUAAUAAACGACACAAUACACUGUCCCCCGACCCCGACUUCGACCUCUGCCGGUUCCACGCCUCGAAUACCAGAUGCCACUCCAGAUUGUGGAUCUCAAGAUGUGAUCUACGACAUGCUCUGCCAGCCCGGAAUCGCAUUCUACCAACAAGUCCAAACAAUUACCGGGCGCAUUACUCGAAUCGCCCACAUCCACCGCAGCCGGGGAAGCGUAGAAGACGAAACGGAGGUCAUGGCCAUCGCGGCAAACAUUCUGCACGACCUAGGGAUAUUAUAUGACCGGCGCCCUGCACUCAUGGAUUACGCUGUGAGUGGGAAUAUCAGUGCGCUGGCCGAACCGCUCGCGUCGGGCAUUAUACGCUCGUUCCAGACGUACCUGGCCAACUUCUACGCCUGUUAUAUACACCUGCAUCGAGUCGCCCAUCGUCAUUUGGCGCGCUCCGCGGCCGUAGACACAGCUCUAGAGAAAAUAAAGGAAAUCCUGCAUCUGAUGGUGGCCAAGAAUGAAUCUAUACCGGUUAACAUGCUGUGGCCGCUGUUUCUCUGGGGGAGUGAAGAAGACGAUCCGGGCGAGUGCCGGUGGAUUUUGACAACAAUUCAAGGUCUGCAUCAUGUAGCCAGUAAUUCCAGUAUGGCCGCCGGGGCAUUGGGCGAGAUCCAGAGGAGGCAGCGCGAGGCAGGAGGGAGGGUUGAUAUCCGGUCUGUAUGUCUCGAGUUGUUCAACACUACGUUUGCAAUUGUCUGA